GCGUCGCGAGCACGCGUGGUGGGAGUAAAAUUGUUCGCGGAGUCGCGGAGAUCGGCGGCGAAGGGCUGUCUCGCUCGCGCUCGCUCGAGGAAAACAAGUACAUCAAAGUUCACGGAGUAACGGCCCGUUCCCGUACGGUUCUCGCGUAAUACAGUCGAGAGAGUGAGAUCUCGUAGAUUUUCCCCUUGAUCAAACCCCCUGCCCCUGCACAUUCGUUUAAUCGACUGAUUUGUGCGCUACACGGCUACACGCGACUUGACAUACGCAAGAGAAACUCUGUCGACACGAGAGAAAAUGUCGAACGCAGAGAUACGCGAAUGUAGCGAUCGCCAGAUGAGAUCGCGACCGACUUUGGGAAUCUCGCGAAGCGUUCCGAGUGAUUCGGAGUGAAGUCUGAAGUGAAGCGCGAUUUAUCGGGGACUUUGAAGUUUGACGACUGGCUGAUUGCGGUGCUCGCUGUCAGCUCUGCCGCGUGAAAGGAGAGACAGCCAGAGAGCAAGUCCAGGGAGGGCACACCGAGCGUGCGUAUGCUGCAAUAUCUGGAUUGGACUUGGCGAAUGGGGACACGGCAGGUUGACGUAUGAAUGUAGUCGCAAUCACAGGGACACGCGCCUCGUUGGUGAAUAUUUCGGACAAGAUGUCAACGACCACCGAUGUCAGUGACUUGGCGGAUGUCCCCAAGGAAGGAACGCCAAUCUUUUUGCAAACACGCGCGGCCCAAGUCAUUGCUGGUAUAUUCGUGUGGGUGGCGCUUUUUCUCACUUGCCAACAGAUUUAUCAGCAUCUAAGAUGGUACACAAAUCCCACCGAGCAGAGAUGGAUAGUACGAAUUCUCUUCAUCGUGCCUAUCUAUGCCAUAUAUUCCUGGGUCUCGCUGUUGUUUUUCAACAGCGAAAGCUAUUACGUUUACUUCUUCACGGUGCGAGAUUGUUACGAGGCGUUUGUUAUAUAUAACUUUCUGUCGCUGUGCUACGAGUACCUAGGUGGUGAAGGCAACAUUAUGUCGGAAAUCAGAGGCAAACCGAUACGUUCCAGUUGUCUCUAUGGCACUUGUUGUCUAGUCGGGAAGACAUAUACCAUUGGCUUUCUGAGAUUCUGCAAACAAGCCACCUUACAGUUUUGCUUAAUUAAACCAGUGAUGGCAUUUGUCAUUAUAUUUUUGCAAGCCUUUGGCCAUUACAGAGAUGGAGAUUGGUCCCCCGAUGGUGGUUACAUUUACAUCACUAUAAUUUACAACAUCAGUGUAUCACUUGCGCUUUAUGGGCUGUUUCUAUUUUAUUUCGCUACAAGAGACCUGCUGACGCCGUUUGAGCCUGUGCUCAAAUUUUGUACGGUGAAGAGUGUGAUUUUCCUGUCAUUCUGGCAAGGUGUAUUAUUAGCCAUUUUGGAAAAGGCAAAUGUCAUUUCGCCCGUUAUAAACAGUUUGGGUCAAUCAACAAGCGCUGGUACAGUCUCUGCUGGUUACCAAAAUUUCCUUAUUUGUAUCGAAAUGUUGUUUGCUGCUAUAGCUUUACGCUAUGCAUUCCCGUAUCAAGUAUACGCAGCUGGCUGUGUUACUGACUCCAGGGGUAGAAGCGUGACGAUGCAAAGUAUCAGUAGUAGUUUGAAAGAAACAAUGAAUCCAAAAGAUAUUAUGACUGAUGCCAUCCAUAAUUUCCAUCCACAAUACCAACAGUAUACGCAAUAUAGCGCCGGAGGCCCGAAAGGACAACGUGGUAUGCGAGUAUCCAGCUUCGAUCCGGACGAUCCGCAAAACAUGCCGGUACCACCGCCGCAAAGGCGAAACACCUCUCAUCAGCGCGUCGCCACAAUUUCGCAAAACUAUAACGAGAAAACAAUGUUGCUGAGCAGCGACGAUGAAUUUCAAUAAGGCAUAUGUGAUUUCAAUUCGACUCUUGUACCGAUCAACGUUGCAUUACCGUGCGCGGAACUUCCAUAAACUUUUAGAGAUUUGCUUUUGGAGGAGAAGAGAAAAGAGGAUAUGCUUUAAGCGAAGCGUAUUUAAUUAAAUAAUAACAUAACGUUCAUAGAAAACAGACGGGCCGAAAUUUAAAAAAAAAGGAGGGAAGAAAAGGAAAAAAAAAAGAACGAAAAUCGCGUAGGAUGUAAGAACGUAUUACGCCGCACACUGUAAUAGUUCCAUAAUGUUACAUCCAUGUUAAUAUAUGUAUUAUGUUAUAACAUAUAUGAGUAAAUGGUAUAUAGAAGAUAUUUAUUUUACUAUGCUGAGAUGUAUUUGAGGCAAUGUGUUAUCUAUAUACCUGUGGCUCUAUACUAUGACACUGUAAAGGAUAUUAACUGCACGAUAAAACUUACACAUCUUGCGGAUAAGCAAAUGUAAUUGUGUAUAGUACUUAAUUUUAUGCGAAAUCACACGUUCUUCGAUUAUAAUUGUUCAUGAUACAUCUAUGUAUAAAUGUCGACGCUUCUUUACACUUUUGUAUCUUUUUUUUAUUUAUGUAUUGCAUUUUGCGAAUUUAGACUUUUUUGCAAUCUCGUAUUUGUAUAAAAGCCUCGAGCCACACAAAAGCGUCUUUGCGUCCUUGUCUCAAGUCCUGCAAAAUUAUUCCUUCUUUGAUCUUGCGAAAAAAAAUUCUCGUACGUGUAUAUAUUAUUAAAAUAGAUUAUAUCUGAAAAUGCAAAAGUUGACGAGUUUUCUUUUAAUGUAAGCCUUUCGAUAUAUAUAUAUAAAAAAAAAAAAAGAGAUAAUAACAUAUAUGCAAGAGAAAGUGCAAAGACAAUUAACGGGUAUUGUAUCGAACAUGAAUAAACAUUUGGUAUUUG
Messenger RNA from Formica exsecta, 2784 nucleotides. It is a transcript of the gene Tmep, whose product is annotated as transmembrane protein 184B. The transcript has 7 exons. Gene Ontology annotation, molecular function: transporter activity. Gene Ontology annotation, biological process: transport. The record is from RefSeq and is a predicted model, not a curated record. The coding region runs from base 581 to 1870 and encodes 429 amino acids. Lineage: Eukaryota; Metazoa; Arthropoda; Insecta; Hymenoptera; Formicidae.